Messenger RNA from Aureococcus anophagefferens, 1083 nucleotides. RefSeq names its product expressed protein. The record is from RefSeq and is a predicted model, not a curated record. Lineage: Eukaryota; Pelagophyceae; Pelagomonadales; Pelagomonadaceae. The coding region runs from base 1 to 1083 and encodes 360 amino acids. The transcript has a single exon.
AUGCCGACGCCGCUGCUCUGGCUCCUCGCGAGCGCCUCGGCGUUCGGCCCGCGCACGCAGCAGCGCGCGCCGCUGCCGCCGCCGCCCGCGGCGUCGCCGAUGCCCGUGCGCGUCGCCACGGGCGCCACGGGCGCGGCCUGGGUCGCGCUGGGCGCCAGGACCUUCGACGUCGAGUCGUCGCGACAGCUCGUCGGCGCGCUCGGCGUCGCGACGGCGACGUUCGAGGACAACAUCCGCGAGCCCGCGGCGGGCUUCCUCGAGCUCACGUCGCCCGUCUUCGUGCUCGAGGGCGCGCUGCUCGUCGCGCUCGCGGCGAACGUCUUCGAGGCGCGGCCCGCCGACGCCGCGCGCGUCGGCGCGUCGCUCGCGCUCGCGUCCGCCGCGACGCUCGCGGGCCUCGCCGUCGCGACGUCGAGCGGCGCCCCGGUGGUCGAUCAGGGCGUCGUCGGGCCCGCCGUCGACCUCCUCUUCCUCACGGCGGCCGUGGCCGUCAAGGCCGUCGGCGCGUCCGGCGUCGACGACGUCGCCGCGCUCCUCAAGGGCGACGCCGUGGACCUCGCGACGGACCGCGGCGAGUCCGCCGGCGGCGGCUUUUACAGAACGCUCGCGACGUUCUACCGGGGCUCGACGCUCGUCGGGAUCCUCGUCGGCGCGUCCUUCAUCUUCAGCCCCGUGAACCCCAUCGGCAUCUUCGAGACGGAGUCCGCGGCGACGCACCUGUUCCGCGCGGUCUGCGGCAUCUACAUCGCGCUCGUGCUCUGCCCGGCGGAGAGCUUGUUGUGGCGCUGCACGAAGGCCGGCGAGCUCGACCGGGCCGCGGCGCGCGCGCUCAACGGCGCCGUGGGCCUCGCGUCCGGCCUCCUCGUCGUCGACGGGCGCGUCCAGGUCGAGACGGGGUCCAAGGCCUUCGCGGAGCUCGUCGCCGCGCAGCCCGACUCGCCCAUCGUCCAAAUGGUCAACGCGGGCGACGUCGGCCGCUCCGAGACGAACACGACCGCGGCCUUCACCGUCGGCCUCAUCGUCGCGCUCUUCUACCUCGCCCAGGCCGCGGCGCCGCCCGCGGUCGACGACGCGCCGAGGUAA